CAAACACCGUUAUUCCCCUUUUCACAUAUUAGCUUAUGCAGAGAUAUAUAAUAGUAUUUUUACAAAAAAAGAAGAAGAUAUAUAAUAGUAUAGAUUAAAUGAUACAUUUAUAUUUUUAAACAUAGGUACGAUCUUGCUGUGUUUUCUUUCCUAUAGAAGAUAUCUUAUUUCGUAUUAAAACGUCUAUAUUAGAACAUGUGCAUUGAAGGUAUAAGAAAGGGUUCAAGAGAAAACUUUCACAUUUCCCAAAAAAGAAAAUUAUAAUAAUUGCCCAUGAUGAACUCGACUCACCUGAGCUCUUCCUGAUGAACUCGUAUCACUAUUGUUUCACAGGUUCUAUGCCACGUGACGGCCCACGAUUAAUCUGAUAUUUUUUAUUUUUUAUUUAAAAAAACAAACAAAAAAAAAUUAUUUUUUGAAAAUUUUUGUGAACCUCUUCCCCCAUAAGUUCAUUGAUGGGAGUGCUCUUAGAUGUUUAUCAGGUUAUCCCUCUCAAUCGAUUAAGAAAAAAUUAUACAUAAGCCAAGCUAAAAUAUUUAAAGGUGUAUAUUUACGAGUGAGUAGAUGAUUUGCCCCUUAGAUGAAGCCCAUGGAUAGACCUUGGAGAUUAGUCCGAGCUAUACUGAUUUAAAAGAAAAGGAAAAAAAAUAUUAGAUGAAUAUUCAUACCAAGAGAUUCACUCGCGAAUAUUAUUUGCUGAGAUCAUCACCCAUUGCCGUCUUCUCAUAGCUAUGCGUAUCUUUAAAGAGAAUGACCACUUCUGGACCAGAACCUCUACUACAUAGGAAUGAAAGCCACAUCAGCAACGUACAGUUCUGCCUUUGUUAAUGCACUUCCCGCCGCCACCUUCAUAAUGGCCGUCAUUUUCAGGUUAGAAACUGUGAAUUUGAAGAAGAUACGUAGUCUUGCAAAGGUGAUUGGAACAGCAAUAACCGUGGGUGGGGCGAUGGUAAUGACGUUAUACAAAGGUCCAGCCAUCGAACUCAUCAAGGCCGCUCAUACCUCUAUUCACGGCGGUUCCUCCUCCGAAACCACCGACCAGCACUGGAUUACGGGAACCUUGGCUCUAAUGGGUAGUAUCAUCAGUUGGGCAGGUUUCUUCAUUUUACAAUCAUUCACUUUGAAAAAAUAUCCGGCGGAGCUAUCACUAGUGAUGUGGAUAUGCGGCAUGGGGACGAUAUUAAACACCGCUGCUUCCCUGGUAAUGGUACGUGACAUGAGAGCAUGGAAAAUUGGCAUGGAUUCGGGCACGCUCGCAGCUGUUUACUCGGGAGUGGUUUGUUCGGGCAUGGCGUAUUACAUACAAAGCAUUGUGAUUAGAGAACGAGGCCCAGUAUUUACGACGUCAUUUAGUCCCAUGUGUAUGAUCAUCACUGCAUUCCUUGGCACUUUAGUUUUGGCCGAAAAGAUCCAUCUAGGAAGUAUAAUUGGGGCAGUUUUCAUCGUCUUUGGGCUAUAUAGCGUCGUUUGGGGAAAAGCUAAGGACGAAGUGAUUUCAACGGAGGAGAAAAUAGGAAUGCAGGAGCUGCCGAUCACUAACAUUAUAUCAACGGAUGGUGGUGGUAUAUCUUGUGCUCCUAACAAAAGUGUGGCUAAUAGUACUUGAUUGCAGCCCCCAUGAAGCAAUCAAAGAAACAAAAAACAGUCAAUUGCUCUCAAUUUUUGAACACCAAAUUUCCAUGAAGGAAAUUUCUUUAUCUUUCUUUCGUUCUUGUUUUAUUUUUAUGUUAUUUACGUUUCCAAGUUUGUUGGUGUUUAUUUUUAAAUUAUAUGGUGAUAAUAACUUAUGUGUUUCUAGAAUAUCAAAGUUAAUGAAAAAAUAAAACUUGGUCAGUUUACUAAAUACAACAAACGUGGUUUAGUUUUGAA
This is a messenger RNA of Eruca vesicaria subsp. sativa (arugula), 1869 nucleotides long. NCBI's taxonomy places the organism in Eukaryota, Viridiplantae, Streptophyta, Magnoliopsida, Brassicales, Brassicaceae. The record is from the annotation of a GenBank genome assembly.